AUGUCCAGUAAGUCAACCGCAUCAGUUACGGGCUCAAUCAAAUCAAGGGCAUCUAAAACGAGCAGGGCUGCAAGUCCAACUCUCAGUACGACUCUACGUAAAAAAGUACUCAUACAGAAUGCUGCCACGUCUAACAAAGCAACAGAGGAUAUUCCAGCCACCAGAGGUUACUCCAUCAGCGAACCGUGCCCUGAAACAGUAAGCCUUAUAGGAAUCAGCAAGGAAACCCAGAGCGUUAAUGACCCAAUGAAACCCGAAAAACCGACAGCAGUUGACUCUCAUAACAUCACAACUGAAAUGGGACAGGAAGCAGAUUCUGAAAACCGAAGCUCAUUAACGUUAGACAUGGAAGCCGAAUUGGAGGAAAGUUUAAAUAAAAUGGCGUGCACAGAUACUGAAACUAGUGGCAUCGCAAAUGAAAAUUCACCCUAUCAUAGGAUGACUACUUCUGCAAACAUACUCGAAGGCCUUAAUUCAAUAACCACUAUAGCGAAUAACAUAAUCACAACCAUAUCGGCUGUCAGAAGUGUGACAUCAGACAGCAAAAAAACUUGCCGAGCAUCCAUGCCAAUGAAGAACAACGGCACCCAAUGUAAACCCAUAUGGUGGACAGACAAAUUGGAAAAACUGAAAAAAGAUGUUAUCUCCCUCCAUCAUAAAAUUCAUCAUACCAAACGUAAAGGGCUUGCCCUGAACCAACUUUUAGAAGAAAGAAAUAGAAAAAAGAAAGAGUACGGGGAUGAGCUGCGGAGAACAUCAACAGAUAACUUUAGAGAAUUCUGUGAACGGCAAGGUAAGGAGAAUGUUUGGUCAGUUACCAACAGACUUUUAAAGGAGACAAAGUCUAAUUGCUCACCGAGUACUCUAAAAGUAGGAAACAGCUAUAAUAAUGAUGAAAAAGAAACCGCAAAGGCACUAAUAAAUCAUUUCUACCCUGAAGACAGUCCAGACUCUAAUCCCGCACAUGAAAAACUCAGGAAAAAUCGUGAACAAUUCCAAAAACAAAUGACGACCCUCCCUUUGUUAAAGAAGAAGUUAUGGAAUGCAUCCAAAAACAUGAAUCCCAAACGAGCUCCUGGUAUCGAUAAUCUAACAGCCGAUAUUUGCACUCAAUUUUCUAUAGCCUAUCCAAAACUUAUAACAGAAAUAAUGAACAGAUGCUUGUCCCUCCAAUAUUUUCCACAACAGUGGAAAAUCGCACACGUUAAAAUCAUUCCGAAACCCAAUAAAUCUGAUUGUACUAAUUUAAACUCUUUCCGCCCAAUAGGUCUUCUUCCCGUGUUUGGCAAAUUACUUGAAAAACUUUUCAUAAAUAGAAUCAAAUACCAGGCUACAAGAGAUGGCAGAAUGAGCAACCGACAGUUGGUUUCAAACUGA
Molecule: messenger RNA, 1377 nt
Organism: Parnassius apollo (apollo)
Lineage: Eukaryota; Metazoa; Arthropoda; Insecta; Lepidoptera; Papilionidae
Source: the annotation of a GenBank genome assembly